CGAGCUGGUAUUCGAUUUGUUUUGCUUAUUUCGCUUGAAUAAACAGUAUUACGAGUUUGCGAAAAUUGCAUUAUCUUUGUCAGUUCCAAAUCAGUGAAAAUAAUCUAUUGCAUAGCCGGGGUCCAGGGUGGCAAGAUGUUGAAAUUUAGUGCGGUAUUGUCGCGCGGAAUUCACAGCGCCACUGGCAAGGGUGCAAAACCUUGCUCCGAAAUGAUUGAUCGCAUCAUUAGGGUGGAUCAUGCAGGCGAACUCGGGGCCAAUCAAAUCUACAAAGGCCAGUUGGCUGUCUUGGGACACACCAAGGCGGGCGACACAAUUCGGCACAUGUGGGAGCAGGAAAAGGUCCACAAGGCUGAGUUCGACCGGCUGAUGAGCAAAUAUCGUGCCCGUCCGACCGCUCUGUUGCCCUUCUGGAACAUAGCUGGGUUCGCACUUGGUGCGGGAACGGCUCUGCUAGGUGAGAAAGCUGCCAUGGCCUGCACGGUAGCGGUCGAGUCCGUGAUUGUGGACCACUACAACGAUCAACUGCGCAAGCUGAUGGAAGACCCGAGCUUCAAGGAUCACGAACUGCUGGAUAUUAUUGCACGCUUCCGGGACGAAGAGCAGGAGCAUCACGAUAUCGGGCUGGAUGAAGGGGCGGAACAAGCGCCUUUCUACAAGGCACUAACCGACGUAAUUAAAUUUGGCUGUCGGACGGCGAUUAAAAUAGCGGAACGCGUAUAAUAUUGUUUUGGUUAAUACGGAGAGACUAUAAAUUUUAGUUUAUUACAACAAAA
Molecule: messenger RNA, 776 nt
Organism: Toxorhynchites rutilus septentrionalis
Lineage: Eukaryota; Metazoa; Arthropoda; Insecta; Diptera; Culicidae
Gene: Coq7
Product: 5-demethoxyubiquinone hydroxylase, mitochondrial
Exons: 2
Coding region: 136-723 (195 amino acids)
Biological process (GO): regulation of gene expression; ubiquinone biosynthetic process; regulation of reactive oxygen species metabolic process
Cellular component (GO): mitochondrial inner membrane; nucleus
Molecular function (GO): 3-demethoxyubiquinol 3-hydroxylase activity
Source: RefSeq, a predicted model, not a curated record